Messenger RNA from Peronospora matthiolae, 249 nucleotides. The record is from the annotation of a GenBank genome assembly. Lineage: Eukaryota; Oomycota; Peronosporomycetes; Peronosporales; Peronosporaceae.
AUGGCGGACACUGCCUCGAAGCAUCGAGCUGAGUUUGCCUUUGCUCAGCUUGAGAACGAGAGAUCUCUGACAUCUCUUCGUGACGAGCUAAGGGUAGCUCGUGGGAUUGUUGAUCGGUCUCGGGAUGAGAUAACUGCUCUUCAGACCCUUGUUGAUGCCCACCAUCGGGAACACAAGGCUCUCUGCGAGAUGCUUGAGCGCAAGGGCGUUCUUCAUCGGAAGAAGCAGCGUACUGAUGGUACGGCUUAA